GAGUCCCCAUGAACUAUGAUGCUUGCUGAUAACAUUGUGAUCUGUAGUGAUAGUAGGGAGCAGGUUGAGGAGACCCUGGAGAGGUGGAGAUCUGCUCUAGAGAGGAGAGGAAUGAAGGUCAGCAGGAACAAAACAGAAUACAUGUGUGGGAAUGAGAGGGAGGUCAGUGGAAUGGUGAGGAUGCAGGGAAUAGAGUUGGUGAAGGUGGAUGAGUUUAAAUACUUGGGAUCAACAGUACAGAGUAACGGGGAUGUUGGAAGAGAGGUGAAGAAGAGAGUGCAGGCAGGGUGGAGUGAGUGGAGAAGAGUGUCAGGAGUGAUUUGUGACAGACGGAUAUCAGCAAGAGUGAAAGGGAAGGUCUACAGGACGGUAGUGAGACCAGCUAUGUUAUAUGGGCUGGAGACGGUGGCACUGACCAGAAAGCAGGAGACAGAGCUGGAGGUGGCAGAGUUAAAGAUGCUAAGAUUUGCAUUGGGUGUGAUGAGGAUGGAUGGGAUUAGAAAUGAGGACAUUAGAGAGUCAGCUCAAGUUGGAUGGUUGGAAGACAAAGUCAGAGAUGCGAGAUGGCGUUGGUUUGGACAUGUGCAGAGGAGAGAUGCUGGGUAUACUGGGAGAAGAAUGCUAAGGAUAGAGCUGCCAAGUAAGAGGAAAAGAGGAAGAUCUAAGAGAAGGUUUAUGGAUGUGGUGAGAGAGGAUGUGGUCCGGAUCAGUGACUAA
This is a messenger RNA of Erpetoichthys calabaricus (reedfish), 717 nucleotides long. RefSeq lists its product as uncharacterized. The coding region runs from base 16 to 717 and encodes 233 amino acids. The transcript is spliced from 2 exons. Lineage: Eukaryota; Metazoa; Chordata; Cladistia; Polypteriformes; Polypteridae. The record is from RefSeq and is a predicted model, not a curated record.